GCACUUUUUAACACUGACACAGUAACCGAAAAGAUCAGAGUGAGCACCACCGUUUGGGGUCAGCAUGGGCAAGGUUCGUGGGUCUCCAGCCAUCGCUCUCCAUCCCAUACACGAUCUGCUUGUCGUCUAAACUCUCCUUCUUCAUUUCACCGUCCUUUACAUCUCCUCCAGGGCAAGAAGAAGCAGUCAAAGAAAAGUCAUAAGCGCCACGCGCCCAAGCAGAACGGGACCCCCACCCCAGCCCCGGAGGAAGUCGUAGCGCCCUCAUCCAGCCAGAGCCUCAGCAUCAAUGGCUCGGGGAAAACCGGGAGACCGUUAACGAACGGCACGGUCAAGCGCAUGGACCGUAACAAGCAGCGAGCGAUCGUCAAGCGCCUCAUGACACAGGCAGAUCAGCAAGGACUGCAGGUGGGGGACAAGCGCUUCGUGCUCUCGGCCAAGUGGUGGGAGCGCUGGUGCGAGUUCGUGGGCUAUGACGAUAAACAGGAAACACCCGCGACUGGGACAGGCAACCCGGCACCCAGUCGCAUCAACAAUCUUCCGCUUCUCCACGUUGGGUCAGACACGCCUCUGGACGAGCUCAUGGGCGGCCCUCUACGGCCACAACUGAAGGAGAACUAUCACUAUGUGCUUAUCCCUCAAGAAGUCUGGGAUGCACUACUCAUUUGGUACGGUGGAGGACCUACCAUUGCACGGUUUGUCGUACAGGUCGGAGACCCGGAGCUCGGCAACGCGUUUAACCGCGUGCAGGUCUAUCCGGAGCAACCGCAAGACGAAGAGCCUGAAGUUACGACGAAUGGCACGAAAGACAGUUCGAUGCAGAAGAAAAGCGAAGUCAAUGGUAACAAGGAGGACUCUGGAGAUGGAGCCAAGCUGGCUGUGCAGCGUAAACCGGUUGCCGUGUCCAGCUCGAUCCCAAAGAUCUGUGGAGCCUGCAGGAAAACGACGGGCUCGCUGAAGCGAUGUGGAAACUGCCAAUUGAUCUGGUACUGCGGCGCAAACUGUCAGAUGUCGCACUGGAAAUACCACAAGGGUGUGUGUCGCUCGACGCUUACAGCUGAGGAGAAAGAGGAUGACAUUUUGCAGGGCUUGCAGGCAGAACGUCGAGGUAAAAUGGGUCUUCGCAACUUGGGAAACACGUGCUUUAUGAACUCGGCGCUGCAGUGCUUGAGUCACGUAGAGUUGUUGACGCGCUAUUUCUUGAGCAACCAGUACAAGAAGGACUUGAACCGCGACAACCCGUUAGGAACAGGUGGCAACCUAGCUGAGGAGUACGAUGCGUUACUGAAGGAACUGUGGUUCGGUACAGUACCCAGCACAUCGCCUGCCAACUUGAAGCGAGCUAUCAGUCGCUUUGCACCACAGUUUUCUGGUUUCCAGCAGCAUGACGCGCAAGAGUUGCUUGCAUACAUCAUCGAUGGCUUGCAUGAAGAUCUGAAUCGCGUCAAACACAAACCUUAUACUGAGGUGAAGGAGUCUGACGGCUCUCAAGACGAUGCUGCGGUGGCAAAGGAAGCGUGGCAACGUCAUCUGCUUCGCAACGACAGUAUCUUUGUGGAUCAUGUCCAGGGUCAAUUCAAGUCCACGGUUGUCUGCCCAAUUUGCAACAAGGUCUCGAUUACUUUCGAUCCGUUCAACUGCAUCCAGCUAGAGUUACCCCAGCAGCUGAACCGCCAGAUUGAGGUCAUCUUCGUCCCGAGUGAGCCAGGAAAAUCCAUGACGCGGUAUCUUGUCGAAGUACCCAAGAAGGGAAGCGUUCUUCUACUGAAGCGGGCACUGAGCAAACUGUGUGGUGUCAGUCCUAGCUCCCUGCUGGCGGCUGAUAUCUACCAGUCCAUGACCUACCGCAUUAUUGGAGAUACUGAGCGAUUGAACCGACUUCGAGAAGAUGAUCGCAUUCUCAUGUACGAGGUGAACGACAUUCCAACUGAAGAUUCUGUGCAGUACGGAUUCUUAUAUCACCGAGUAGGAUCCAUUUUGACAGGUGAUCCGUUGCUCUUCACGUACACUGCGUCGACUACUUGUGCCGAGAUGUUGGAAAAAUGGAGCGAGUUGCUCAGCACUCACGUCUCGCAGUCGUCGAGUGCCAAGAUCCCGGUCAACAUGCUAUCUCAAUGUGUGUAUCUAACAGACCGCGACGGCGUCUUGUUGCGUAACGAGCCUGUUCCUCCAGCUGCCGACUCGAAGUUUCUGGACUUUGCUACACUUCACAAUGAGGAAUCGCCGGACGAGUUAGUGUUCGUUUCGGUCGCCUGGUCUUCAUCGAUGCUGUCGUCGUCAGCUUCUCCCCGGCCUGACGUUGAGCGGAUUGUUAAUCACGAGAGUAUGCGCGCCAAGUCGAGUGGAUCUCGCUCCCACGAGGGCAUUUCUUUGGACGACUGUUUUCGGAACUUUGUCAAGCCGGAGACUCUGGACCAGGCGAACUUGUGGUACUGCAGCAAGUGUAAAGAGCACCGACAAGCGCGUAAAACCAUGGAGAUGUGGCGGCUACCAGAUGUGCUAGUGCUUUCUCUCAAGCGGUUCGAGUAUCGCAAUGAAAUUCUGCGUGACAAGUUGGACGUGUAUGUGGAUUUCCCACUCGAAGACCUUGACAUGUCGCCGUAUUGUCUUGAGAAGAGCGACGACAAGGACCAUCUAAGCUAUGACCUGUUCGCUGUGAGCAACCACUACGGCAGUAUGGGCUUCGGUCACUACACGGCUUUUGCCAAGAGCUGGAAGGACGAAGGCGAGAUGUAUCCGGGCUGGUACUCGUUUGACGACAGUCUAGUGGCACCAGCAAUGCCCGGUCAGGUCAAGUCCAACGCAGCGUACAUUUUGUUCUACAAACGCAAGAAUCUCCAGGUCGAGCCAACUCCUAGUAAAGACGCAAAACAGAGCUAAGUGAAUCGAAAUGCGUAGACAUACCAGGUUAACCGCGGGUUUCAAGCAAUGGACAUAAGCCAACGUAGACGCGUUAGUGUGAGGCCAAUUCUAGACUGAUCUUUUAUUUUGCAGUGACAACUUCCAUUCUUGUUUAUACUGUUU
Molecule: messenger RNA, 3024 nt
Organism: Phytophthora nicotianae INRA-310
Lineage: Eukaryota; Oomycota; Peronosporomycetes; Peronosporales; Peronosporaceae
Exons: 2
Coding region: 340-2880 (846 amino acids)
Biological process (GO): protein deubiquitination
Molecular function (GO): cysteine-type deubiquitinase activity
Source: RefSeq, a predicted model, not a curated record